This is a messenger RNA of Folsomia candida, 2527 nucleotides long. RefSeq names its product aminopeptidase Ey. Lineage: Eukaryota; Metazoa; Arthropoda; Collembola; Entomobryomorpha; Isotomidae. Gene Ontology annotation, molecular function: metalloaminopeptidase activity; peptide binding; zinc ion binding. The transcript is spliced from 14 exons. The record is from RefSeq and is a predicted model, not a curated record. The coding region runs from base 33 to 2462 and encodes 809 amino acids. Gene Ontology annotation, cellular component: cytoplasm. Gene Ontology annotation, biological process: peptide catabolic process; proteolysis.
UGAAUAUUGACGGGCGUCUUUCUAUCCGGUUUAUGGCUGCGAUCAACACAAACAGUUUGGACGGUUUGUAUCUGAGCAAUUAUACAGAUACGGAUGAAACAAUUAAACGCAUCGCCACAACUCAAAUGCAAGCGUAUCACGCAAGGCAAUUAUUUCCCUGUUUUGACGAACCCGGAUUGAAAGCAGUUUUCAACUUGAAAAUCAUCCAUAAAACGAACUACACCACUGUUUUGGGGAACAGUGACGUUGCUAAUGUCACAGAAUUUGCGGAUCUUGAAGGAUGGAGUGUGACAACCUUUAACCCCACCGUCCCCAUGGCAACGUACCUUUUUGCCAUGGUCGUGUCUGACUUGGAAUAUGCUGAAGCUGACGGAGGUCUUUUUAAAGUGCCAGUUCGGACAUACGCACCACCUCCCGUAGUCGCAAGAAAUGGGGCAACAUACUCGGCUGACAUUGCUGCAAAAAUGUUAGCAUAUUUCGACACAUAUUUCGCAACAGAUUAUCCCAUGCAAAAAAUGGAUUCCGUUCACAUCCCUCACUUCAGUGCAGGAGCGAUGGAAAACUGGGGAUUGAAUAUUUACAGGGAAGCUUACAUAAUCUAUUAUCCUGGAGAGAGUUUGGAAAGCUAUAAAAAUUUGUUGACAAGCGUCGUCUCUCAUGAACUGGCUCAUCAGAAUUUUGGCAAUCUCGUCACCUGCAAGUGGUGGAACGAGCUGUGGCUCAACGAGGGCUUCGCCACGUACAUUUCGUAUCUCGGGGUUGACGGCGUCCGACCAGAGUUUCGCCACAGGGAGUGGAUCCUGAACGACGCCUUCCAAUACUCGAUGAGGGUCGACGUGUCGGCUCGAUCGCAUCCAAUUGUGAACGACGCCGUCACUCCGGACGAGGUGGACUCUUAUUUUACCGGAAUUACGUAUGAAAAGGGAGGUUCGGUCAACAGGAUGACGGAGAAAUUUUUGUCGGAAGCAACAUACAAGAAGGGGCUGCAGUACUAUUUGCAUAACAUGUCCUACCAAGGCGUCGUAUCGGACGAUUUGUUCCACUAUCUCAACGUCGCUGCGCAGGAAGACGACAGACUUCCGGCUGGAGUCACCGUCAAGAUGAUCCUGGAUUCGUGGACGUUGCAAAAGUCUCAUCCUCUCGUUCGGGUUAGUGCGGAGGGACCAAAUUCAGUCUACAUUUCGCAGGAGAGGUAUGCCGAUCCAGCCAGCGUGGAUUUGUGGUGGGUCCCUGUGACCGUGGUAACACAGGAUGCGCCAUCAUUGGAAAAUUGGGUGCCCAAAUUGUGGUUGGAGAGGGAUGUUCCGAUCAAAAGUGUGGUGCAUGAUACGAGCAAGUGGAUUAUGAUUAAUCAGGAUGCGACAGGUUAUUACAGAGUGUUGUACGAUGAAGGGCUAACACCUCUUAUCGCUGAUCAAUUGCGCAGGAAUGCUUCCGUAAUUACGCCUCUGAGUAGGAGUCAGUUGUUGGAUGAUUACUUUAAUUUGGCAUAUCGUGGAAAUGUUGAAAUUGAGGCGGCCUUGGAAUUUACCAAAUAUCUGGAGCAGGAAGAUCACUUCACGGUGUGGGAAGUUAUCUUCACCCAAUUAAGACAGGCUUACAAUUUUGCCCAAACAGAGGAUGAACAUAGCGCUAUUAGGAAUUACCUGGCCCCAAAAAUCCGCCCUGCCCUUGAAAAGAUUGGGCUGGAACAAAAUAACAAUGUACAUAUCGGUGCUCUGGGAAUCCUUAGGACAAAAUUAAUAGAUUGGUCGUGCGCCUUAGGGGAUUCAUUCUGUGUUGAUUAUGCGAAUAAAUUAUACACCGAGUGGGGACAGGAUGUGAAUAAGAUCUUACCAAUAGAUAUUCAGGCCUCAAUUACUUGCGCCAUUGUGGCAAAUAACGGACAAGCCGGAUUUGAUUUUAUGAUGGCGAAAUAUAUCGCAACUCCUAUGCAAAAUCCGUCAAAAGUACGCUACCUGAAUGCAUUAGGGUGCUCCAGGGAUGCCGGAGUUCUUCAAACCCUUUUGGGCAUGACACUGGACACGAAUUCACAACUAGUCCGUAGUCACGCACUCAGUGUUAUUCAGCGCGUCGCCAUGAAUAAGCAAGGGAGACGUCUAGUCAUUCAAUUCCUCAAGGAUCAGGUGGACAGAAUCAUUUCAAUUCUUGGUUCUGGUAGUCCUUCCCCCGUGUCGAGUAUUUUGAGCUCGUUGAGUAGUUACGUUUCCACUCAGGAAGAACUUGAUGAGGUCCUCAAGUUUGUGGCGGAUCAUGCCGCCAAAUUUGGCGUAAUUAACGGUUCGAUUAACUCAUACUUGACCACGAUCCGGUCUAAUAUCGCCUGGAAGGUUACAUUCGGAAAGCCAAUCAUUUCCUGGAUGGGAGAAAAUGUGUCGAUUAAUAAUUCAGCUAGCUAUGCCAAUCCCUCGCUUGCAGUGUUCGUUUCACUGGUGACUGCGGUUCUUCGUUGUGUUAACUAAUAAUUUUAUGUACACUUGUGCAUCCUUAUAUCAACUUUUUUCCAGAAACAAUAAAUAUUUUUUUA